This is a messenger RNA of Fonsecaea erecta, 1002 nucleotides long. RefSeq lists its product as hypothetical. The record is from RefSeq and is a predicted model, not a curated record. The transcript is spliced from 2 exons. The coding region runs from base 1 to 1002 and encodes 333 amino acids. NCBI's taxonomy places the organism in Eukaryota, Fungi, Ascomycota, Eurotiomycetes, Chaetothyriales, Herpotrichiellaceae.
AUGACCUCCGGGCCAAUGCGCAAGCUUCCCACGACCACCAAGUGCGCCGCUCGAGCUUCGAGAUGGACUUCCAUUCAUCCCAACCAAGUCCAACUGCUUCGCAGGCACAGGUCGACCGCUUCCGGUGGCGGCUCCCUUCGCCAGGUGCUGCCUAGGAGACAUCUGGCGCAAGUGAGGCCUGAGCCCAUAUCCGAAGUCUGGUUCACGUCUGCUUCUCCCAGAUAUAGCCCAGAAGACGACCUGCUUGGAUCUCCUGCGCCUGGCAACAACAGUGACCACAAACCGCCAGAUGAACGCUUGAUCAGGUUAGGCAAGACAUUGCGAAUACUGUCGCCUCUUCUCCCGGAUAUCUUGACCAAACCACUCCCACCCGAGAUCCUGUCCCCCAACAUCUCCCUCCACCUCUUUCCCUCCACCCAUCCUCAUCUGCCGGCAGUCAAAGGCCGCGUUGCCUACCGCGCAUCUCUCUGGACUGCCCCAGUCGCCUGGGGCUGCGUCCCCAUCGUGGGAAAUGUGAAGCUGAGGAUCAUAUCGGAGAAGAUCGUGCGGACGGGAUUCUCAUAUGCCACCCCUCCAACCGAAGACGAGCAAGAUCUCAGCGCAGAGAAACUGGUAGUGCGGUGGAAGACGGAGCCUAAGACUAAUGGCAAUGGAAGUCCCGAAGCCGCCGCAUCUUCUACCGCCGACUCAAAUAUCAACCGCGGGCUAUCGAAACUGCUCGGCGGAGACAAGCCCAUCUUCAACCUCAACAAAGGCGAUGACUUUACAGGCCUGUUUAUCUUCACCUUCGACUCCAAGGGCAGGAUAGCCAGUCACACAAUUGAGCACGCGGAGGAGAGCAAUGGCUUUGACAAGACGAGCAAGGUCGUCACGCUGACGGACUGGUUGUUGGGCAAAGCAAAAUGGGGGAGGAACAGGGAGGAGGAACUAGUUCCCGGACUGGCAAUGAGAGUGUGUCGGGACGAAUGGAAUAUCAAGAGGGGAUUGCCCCCGAAUUCCUGA